AUGACCGUUUUACCACAUCGAGCGUUUUAUAACGCAUCUAGGAAUAUAAAGAGUAAUAGUAAUAACAAUUCAAUAAAGUUAAAUAGUUUGUUGAAUUUGAACUCUAACAUAUACAACAACAACUGCAAUCACGAUGAAAACCAAGUUACAGCUACUAGUUUACACCCACAGCAGUCUAUAUCCACAGUCAGCUUACACUCUCUAAAACAACCUCCUAUACACUUCAAUAGCAACCCUUACAAUAAGCAGCUCUCUCUAAAGAAUUACAAGCUAUCAUCAGCCAACUUGCGCUUCUGCUGCUUUGGUAACCUACUGACUUCAAAAGAUAAUCCAUCAGCCUUCAUAGCUAGCGUUAUUUUAAUUUUAGGUCUACCCGCGAUCUUUUUCGGACGUGUAGCCGUCGACUUAUGGUUCACUUUAUCUCCAGCAGUAGCCAUAAUAGCUGCAUAUCUCACUUUAUUGGUUUGGUCUUCAAUGAUCAAAACCGCCUUUUCAGAUCCUGGUAUUCUACCAGUCAAUAUCGACCGAAAUUCAUUAGAUACAUUACCAAAGGAUGUUACAAUUAGAGAUGGUUUAGUCAGAGUCAAGUAUUGCGAUAUUUGUCAACUUGUAAGACCUCCAAGAGCAAGUCAUUGUAGGUUGUGCAACAGCUGCAUUGAUGGCAUUGACCACCAUUGUUCUUUUUUGAAUAUCUGUAUUGGUAGAAGGAACUACCCUUCGUUUUUGGUAUUCUGUUUAGUUACAACUGUUACUCUCAUUUAUUACGCGGUAUUUGCUGCUAUACACAUCUGGCAGUUGACUAAGAAUACGAGAGUAUCAGAUGAUCAAUCGUUUAAACAAUCACUACAACAAGAUCCUGCAUCCGCUGUCAUCUUUUUGUUGUCAAUCAUCUUAUUGAUUCCAAUCUCGCUACUCUUAGCCUACCACACUAGACUCGUUAUUAUAAAUAGCACAACUAUAGAGCAACUCCGCUCAAAGGCUUUAUCAAAAGCCCAAAAAUCAGAUACUGAAAACAGUCAGAACCCAUUCACAACCGAUUUAAAUGGUUCGAAUAGGUCAAACUUCAAUCCAUUCUCACAUAAAUCAUACAUAUCAAACAUUCUUUGGAUGGUAUUCAGGCCUGGUUCGAAUUACUCAUAUGUCAACUUCAAUAAACACGCUUAUACAGAUUCAAGGAAGCCGAAUAGUGAGGCUAAUUAAUAGUUUUAAUAUUUUAUAGAUAACUACAAUGUACUUUUAAU
Wallemia mellicola CBS 633.66 is the source of this 1241-nucleotide messenger RNA. RefSeq names its product zf-DHHC-domain-containing protein. NCBI's taxonomy places the organism in Eukaryota, Fungi, Basidiomycota, Wallemiomycetes, Wallemiales, Wallemiaceae. Gene Ontology annotation, cellular component: Golgi apparatus; endoplasmic reticulum. Bases 1 to 1200 code for a protein of 399 amino acids. The transcript has 2 exons. The record is from RefSeq and is a predicted model, not a curated record. Gene Ontology annotation, molecular function: protein-cysteine S-palmitoyltransferase activity. Gene Ontology annotation, biological process: protein targeting to membrane; peptidyl-L-cysteine S-palmitoylation.